Molecule: messenger RNA, 1521 nt
Organism: Ciona intestinalis (vase tunicate)
Lineage: Eukaryota; Metazoa; Chordata; Ascidiacea; Phlebobranchia; Cionidae
Source: RefSeq
AAACGCAGCAUUAUGAAUCAGUGGUUGGAAACCAUUAUGAAUGAAAGGAAGUUCGAAAUUGUGAACAGCUCGCUACAGGGUUUGUUAAAACCGGAUUCACUGGGUAUGGAUCAUGACGUAACACCAACUGUUGACUUGACUGACGGAGUUCCACAAUGUAAAGAUCUUAACCCUUACGUACUAAAAGGAGAUGGUUGGGUGCCUCAACAUAUAAGUCGGGCCAAUCGUUCAACGUAUAGUUUCCUUUGUGUUUACAUGACAUUUGUCUUUCUGCUGUCUUGUUCUCUCAACAUCCUUGUUAUAGUGGCCACUUUGAAAAACAAGGUUCUUCGUCAGCCUCUGAAUUACAUUAUUGUGAACCUAGCAGUUGUCGAUCUUCUAAGUGGUUUCGUUGGCGGGUUUAUUAGCAUUGCUGCUAACGGUGCGGGAUAUUUUUUCUGGGGGAAGACAAUGUGCCAGAUUGAAGGAUAUUUUGUUUCAAAUUUUGGUGUGACUGGUUUGCUCUCAAUUGCUGUAAUGGCAUUUGAAAGAUAUUUCGUAAUUUGCAAACCAUUUGGGCCCGUUCGCUUUGAGGAGAAACAUUCAAUUUUUGGCAUCGUUAUAACAUGGGUCUGGUCGAUGUUUUGGAACACACCACCUCUUAUUUUUUGGGAUGGCUACGACACUGAGGGUUUGGGAACCAGUUGUGCACCAAACUGGUUUGUCAAAGAAAAACGGGAACGGCUGUUUAUAAUCUUAUAUUUUGUCUUUUGCUUUGUUAUCCCUCUGGCAGUUAUUAUGAUAUGUUACGGAAAGCUUAUUCUCACUCUAAGACAGAUCGCCAAGGAAAGUUCCCUGAGUGGAGGAACAAGUCCCGAAGGUGAAGUCACCAAGAUGGUGGUUGUUAUGGUUACUGCAUUUGUAUUUUGCUGGUUGCCGUAUGCCGCAUUUGCCAUGUACAACGUUGUCAAUCCCGAAGCUCAGAUCGAUUACGCGCUUGGUGCUGCACCUGCUUUUUUUGCAAAGACCGCGACGAUUUAUAAUCCGCUUAUCUACAUAGGGUUGAACCGACAGUUUCGAGAUUGCGUAGUGCGAAUGAUCUUUAAUGGUCGCAAUCCCUGGGUUGAUGAAUUGGUUGGCAGUCAAGUCAGUUCAACUGGUUCUCAGUUAACUGCAGUGAGCAGCAACAAAGUUGCACCUGCGUAAUAUACAUGUUAGUAAAUAUCUUUCCGUUGUACCCAGAGUAUGUUUUGUAAACAUGAUAUUGUGGGGAUGUAAGUUUUUUAAUCUAGUACGUACCACCGGUCAAUAAAUAGUCCCGGCUUUAGCCGAUAAGCAAUUUUGCCAUAUCUGCAAAAAUGACAGCACAAGAGGAUUUAUACUUAUAUGCGAAAAUAAUCCCUGUUUUGUUCGGUAAAUUUUGAGCAUCACUCUAAAAAUAAAAGUGAUUAUCAAUUGCUAAUAGUAACUAUCGAUCUUUUUUUUUAAUUCGUGCAUAAAUAUUUUAUUGUUCUAUAUAUUCUGAAAAUAAAAAGUCUUGAC